Molecule: messenger RNA, 1157 nt
Organism: Striga asiatica
Lineage: Eukaryota; Viridiplantae; Streptophyta; Magnoliopsida; Lamiales; Orobanchaceae
Source: the annotation of a GenBank genome assembly
UUGUAUAUGAGUUGUAUGCUCACAUAAGCUAUAUGGAAGUCAAAUUGAGGGACAUAGACGAUUAUCGUCGUCUCUCUAUUCAACAUGGUAUGGACGUCGUGCCCGAAUGCAACGAUGAAGAUAUACAUCAAUUCGAUACCAUUCAGCUUAAUGCUAAGAUAAUGGAUGUUUUGGAAGAUGUGAGCUUAGCUUUCGAGGAAGAUUAUGAAACGGAAGGCCUAUGGGAUGCUGACAAUCAUGAGAGCUUUAUGUUGAGGCGACGAUAUAAUCAGAGUCUAAUGGUAGUGAAGAAAUUGCAAGGUUACAUUUUGAAUCAGUCAGCUGAACCAUCUGGGGAGGCAUUCGAUUUUAAUCAGGGACUCAGAUCUGCUUUGGGGAGAACCCCGUUAGUUGCUUUGAUUCGAGUGAAAGAGAGUUUGAGAAAUUUUCCUCGAAACCAAAUUAGGCUAGAUAUCACUAUGUGCCUCGGCCUAGAGGUGGCCGUCGUGGUGGACGUGCAAGGGGCCGUGGUCGAAGGGGGCAUGGCAGUAGGCAAGGGGGUUUCUAAGAUCCACACGAGCAAAUCUCAUUGCACGUGUGUCUCCUCACGGGCUAUGGAUCACAUAACAGGACUAAGUAUUUCGAAAUUCUGCAAUCGUUGGGAGAGGAUUGGUCAAUUCGGGAGGAUUCUAAUAGAUGAUAUUAUUGAACCAUAUGAGUAUGAGGUGGUGCACGAGGCCGAGGUCGAGAUUGCAUUCGCGGACGAUGUCGAGGCCGCGCUCGACAAUGAGGUGGAGUUCGAGGAUUGGGCCAGUGCAGAGGACAUAGACGAUUAUCGUCGUCUCUCUAUUCAACAUGGUAUGGACAUCGUGCCCGAAUGCAACGAUGAAGAUAUACAUCAAUUCGAUACCAUUCAGCUCAAUGCUAAGAUAAUGGAUGUUUUGGAAGAUGUAGACUUAGCUUUCGAGGAAGAUUAUGAAACCGAAAGCCAAUGGGAUGCUGACGAUCAUGAGAACUUUAUGUUGAGGCGACGAUAUGGUCAGAGCCUAAUGGUAGUGAAGAAAUCGCAAGGUUACAUUCGAUUUUGCUCAAGGACUCAGAUCUGCUUUGGGGAGAACCCCGUUAGUUGCUUUGAUUCGAAUGAGACCGAGUUUGAGAAAUUUGCCUUGAAACCAAAU